AGAUGGCGCUGCACUCAACGCGGAAGGCGCGUGGGUGCUGGAGCUUCAUCCGGGCACUUCAUAAAGGACAUAAAGCUGCUCCCGUUCUGCAGGACCAGCCAUUUCUCGUGUAAGGUCGACUCGUCUCACCUAUCACUGCUCUCCUACUCGAAACGUGGCGACGUUGCAAGAAUACGUGAUGACGUAGCACUGGCGGAAGGAGCGCGCUGCCGCCUGACCUCGUGGCCGCCGCCUCUCUCCGCAGGAGCGCCGCGCCGCCGCCGUUGCCCGGCAACGCGGAAAGCCAACACCUGGUGUUACGUUUCAGAGACCCCAGUCAUUCCGGGACUGCUCUCUUUCUCAAGGAAGACAGCGUGAAGCGAGUCUUUUCUGGCAUUCAGCCUACAGGAAUCCCCCACCUGGGCAAUUACCUGGGAGCCAUUGAGAGCUGGGUGAGGUUGCAGGAUGAAUAUCACUCUGUGCUGUACAGUAUUGUUGACCUCCACUCCCUCACUGUGCCCCAAGACCCCACCAUCCUCCGGCAGAGCAUCCUGGACAUGACGGCUGCUCUUCUCGCCUGCGGCAUAAACCCAGAGAAGAGCAUCCUUUUCCAGCAAUCUCAGGUACCUGAACACACACAAUUAAGUUGGAUCCUUUCCUGCAUGGUCAGAUUACCUCGGUUACAACAUUUACACCAGUGGAAGGCCAAGACUGCCCAGCAGAAGCACGAUGGAACGGUGGGCCUGCUCACGUACCCUGUACUCCAGGCAGCUGACAUUCUGUUGUACAAAUCCACACACGUUCCUGUCGGUGAGGAUCAAGUCCAGCACAUGGAACUAGCUCAAGAUCUAGCACAAGGUUUCAACAAAAAGUAUGGGGAGUUCUUUCCAGUGCCCAAGUCCAUUCUAACAUCGAUGAAGAAGGUGAAAUCCCUCCGUGACCCUUCUGCCAAAAUGUCGAAAUCAGACCCGGACAAACUGGCUACCGUCAGAAUAACAGACAGCCCCGAGGAGAUCGUGCAGAAAUUCCGCAAGGCGGUGACGGACUGCACCUCGCAGGUCACCUACGACCCGGCCGGCCGCGCGGGCGUCUCCAACGUGGUCGCCAUCCACGCGGCGGUGACCGGGCUGUCCGUGGAGGAGGUGGUCCGCCGCAGCGCGGGUCUGGACACUGCGCGUUACAAGCUGGUGGUGGCGGAUGCCGUGAUUGAGAAAUUUGCCCCAGUUAAGAGCGAAAUUGAAAAGCUGAAGAUGGACAAGGGCCACUUAGAGAAGGUUUUACAAGUUGGGUCUGCAAAAGCCAGAGAACUAGCAUACCCUGUGUGCCAGGAGGUGAAGAAAUUGGUGGGGUUUUUAUAGGAAGUUUCCACUAAUCACAAAAAGGCUUUCGUGUCUUCCAGUCUGUGCACUUCGAUAAAGGCCGCUUUCUUCAGAAGCAAAAAAAAAAAAAAUUAUGGUUUUGGGACAUUUGAUUUGGUGUAGCUGAUUAUUGGCUUCAUUUGAUGAAUAAUGUUUUGUAGCUUUCAAAUAGAAUAAUGUUCUAAAUCUCAUGAACAAAAUGCUGUGGCUAGAAAAGAAAAUCAAGGCAUAGCUGGCUGAAUCUCUGAUUAUUUGAGGCACACUCAUUGGCCUGAAUAUAUCUACGCAAAUGUGAUUGAGGUGAGCAGUAAUUUGGGAAAUAGAGUAUCAUUUGUGCUCUCUGGAGUAGUGCUCACUUAUCUAUCCCAACCCUUUUAGAAAGCAGGAUGGAGCGGUCUUAGACUUAUAAUUCUUGAGAUGCCAUUUGAUCCAGUUUGUAUUCAGAGCUCAUAAAAAUAAGUUCAUUUUUAUAGUUCACUUGUCACUGAGAUGAUACCUGCUUUUUAAUGUAUUUAAGCUGCUUAACUUAUUUUCUGAGAGACCACACUGACUCCUGUGGCAAGUAUUUGUUCUUUAAUUCAGAGAUUUGGGAUAUGAUCUUCUAAGGAGGUUGCAUUAUUUCAGCUUGAUUUAUUUAUUGUACAAGAGCCCAAGUCCCUGAAUUAUGUUCUUAAUAAGCACUCCUUACAUUCAUUUCAGUUUAGUCUCAUCAGCCCCCUGUGAAAUAUACAGGAGAAUUAUUGCCAAUUUACACAUGAGGAAAGUGAGGCUUAGAGAGUACAAUUAGCUUGUAGAAUAUCACUCAAUAAGUAAGAAGCAAAUCCAAGAGUAAAACUGUAACUCCUUAUUCCUAAGAGUGGUGCUUUCUUUCCUUCAUCAGCACAAAACCUUGACAGGCAGCAUUUUUGAGAUUCCAAACAUUCUGAUUUUGAAGGUGGGUACUGGAAAUAUGAGACUAGAACUAAUGAUUUUAUUUAUAUCAACCAUUCAGCCAAUAGCUGCUUACUUUAAAUCUGGAUUCAGCCAACCUUGGUCACCUUUUCCAGUCAAAAUCCCCAAGGCAGGUCCAAAAAUUCCCUCUUCUGUACUUGUUGCAGAGACAUUUCAAAAUAUAUUCUACCAGACUACAGUAGCAGUGAGGCCUGACAAAUCAAAUAUUCCCAAUGAGUGGUAGCUUCUCAUCUCACCUCUACCUGAGUCUCUCUAAGUAAUAACAAGUCACCCUAAAAUCCAGCUUUUCUGUACUUCCAUUUCCCACACCUGCAAAUGAUAAUCCAGAUUUACACACCAAGACCUGUUAGCAAGAUUGAUUUUGUGACGGAAAUUGCUUGUAAAUUUUUUGCCAAUAAGACCAUGAUGAGCAAGGCAUUUUAAGUUAUGUUUUUAUUCUUUUCGUUUUUCUUUUAAGAAACAGGGUCUUGCUCUGUCACCCAGGCUGGAGUUCAG
Messenger RNA from Microcebus murinus (gray mouse lemur), 2783 nucleotides. NCBI's taxonomy places the organism in Eukaryota, Metazoa, Chordata, Mammalia, Primates, Cheirogaleidae. The record is from RefSeq and is a predicted model, not a curated record.